Molecule: messenger RNA, 3566 nt
Organism: Tetranychus urticae (two-spotted spider mite)
Lineage: Eukaryota; Metazoa; Arthropoda; Arachnida; Trombidiformes; Tetranychidae
Product: netrin-3
Biological process (GO): dendrite development; motor neuron axon guidance; animal organ morphogenesis
Cellular component (GO): basement membrane
Molecular function (GO): protein binding
Source: RefSeq, a predicted model, not a curated record
UUCUUCUUUCUGCCAUUCUGAGGUUGGAAAAGUGAUAAUAAAACAUUGUACGCUUCUCAUUGCAAGUUACAGUCAACAGAAGCAUUGUUUGUUUUCGCGUUUAAAUUGUUUCUCUCUUUCUCUAACUCUUUCUUUUUUAUCAAUCUUGAGCAAUUUUCUUACCAUUGAUCAGUUUUCAUGCGUUCACUUGAUUAGUUCAACUUUUUUGCUUGCAUCAAAAUGAAAAGCCAGCCAAUCAAACAAUCAAUCGGAUUAAUUUUUCUUUUCCAUCUUUUUCACAUUUCUGGUUCGGCCAUAACCGAACCAUGCUACGAUGAACUUGGCCAUCCUAUUCGAUGUAUACCCGACUUUGUGAAUGCCGCUUUCGGUAAAGAAGUAAAGGCAUUGAGUGAUUCAAAUACUGAUCAAAGUCAUCCAUUGGCAUAUUUAACUGACCUUCACAAUCCAACCAAUACAACUUGCUGGAUCUCGGACUCGUUUACCGAUCCAACGGAAAACAUUUCAAUAACCCUGAGUUUGGGUAAAAAGUACGAGUUGACCUAUGUUAGUUUACAGUUUUGCUCUCAAAAACCCGAUUCAAUGGUAAUCAUGAAGUCGACCGAUUUCGGUGAAACCUGGCAACCCUUUCAAUACUAUUCCUCGGAUUGUCAAAAGGUCUACCAUAGAGCGGCCAAAUCAAUGGUGACAAAAGCCAAUGAACAAGAGCCACUUUGCCUGGAGUCACUGACUGACUCUCAACCGGGUGGUCGAGUAGCCUUCUCAACCCUAGAGGGUCGACCUUCAGCUUAUGAUUUUGACAACAGUCCCGUGCUUCAGGAUUGGGUUACUGCAACCGAUAUAAGGAUUAUAUUUAAUCGAGUCAAUGGACACACUGUUUCACCUUUGCUCAACUUUGACUCUACCGAUGAGGAUGACGAGGAUGACACUGAGAGUGACAAUAAACUGUCACUUCCAUCCAUUCCCAAUGAGCCCAGUAAAAACAGCAACAAUGCAAACACCAAUGUCAACACUAAUGGCAAUGUGAAAGGGUCAACACCGUUUCCAUUGUUGAACAUUUUCGAUCCAUUUACAAAUGAAACUGAUUUAUCCAACAUGUUGAUGGCUCACAAGCCGGAAGACAGUUUUUACUAUGCAGUCUCUGACCUUGCAGUUGGUGGACGAUGCAAAUGCAAUGGACAUGCAUCAAGGUGCGUCACCAACCGAGAAGGUCAACUUACCUGUGAUUGUAAACACAACACAGCAGGACGUGAUUGUGAGAAAUGCAAACCAUUUCAUUUUGAUGUUCCCUGGGCUCGAGCCACAGCCCAAGAUGCUCAUGAAUGUAAACCUUGCAAUUGUAAUCUUCAUGCUCGAAGAUGUCGUUUCAAUAUGGAAUUGUACAAAUUGUCGGGUCGCAAGUCGGGUGGAGUUUGCCUCAAGUGUCGACACAACACGGCAGGUCGUCACUGCCACUAUUGUCGGGAAGGCUAUUAUCGUGAUUCAACCAAACCAAUCACUCAUCGAAAGGCUUGUAAACCUUGUGAAUGUCAUCCUGUCGGUGCUUCAGGGCGAACCUGUAACCAAACAACUGGACAGUGUCCAUGUAAAGAUGGUGUUACUGGUGUUACUUGUAAUCGAUGUGCCAAAGGUUACCAACAAAGUCGAUCAACUGUGGCUCCGUGUGUUCGAGUCCCAAUGAAUAACAUGGUUCCAGUUGCAUCGGCAUAUGAAGUCAGCAAACAACAAGAAACGACUUCAGAUAAUUGUGAUGACUGUCGAGAUGAAGUUAACCAGUUAAGUCUAAGAAAAUAUUGCAGAAGGGAUUUUGCAAUUGAAGCUAAUGUCGUCUCCAGGGAAACUAUUGGAGACUGGAUUCGAUUUACAAUACAAAUAAUCGAGAUUUAUAAGCACACAGUGACAAAGUUAAGACGAGGUUCGGAAUCGCUUUGGGUUCCUUUGGCUGAUCUUGCCUGUAAAUGUCCCAAGAUCAAGAUCAAGGAAAACUACAUCAUUAUUGGAAUUGAAGAGCGAGAAGCUGAACCUCGAGGAUUAAUUGCUGAUAGACAGUCGUUAGUUGUUGAAUGGUCAGAGGAAUGGGAUCGAAAGAUUCGUCGAUAUCAGCGUAAACAGCGAAGCGGAAUUUGCUCUGAAGAUUAAACCCAUUUUAAAGUGAAACAUUGAAACUCUGCAAGACAAUUAAUAUAUUAACUAUUGAUUAAAUUAAGAGAGAAUAUUGUAUUUAAACGAAAAUGGAAUGCUGAUUAUGGAUUAACAGUUAAAAGCGCGAGUCACAAUUGAAGGCAACAAUUAGUCAACAUACAAUGUGAUCCAACUUACAAGACUACUUAUUACGAAGACUUAUUAUGAUGGUUAAUCAAUGAUUUUAACAAAAUUGAAUUCAAGCCAAAAGGGUGACAAGAUGACUUCAAAUUGGGUCGACUAUUGAUGACUUUUUCAUUGACAACGCUUGUGGAUUGAACCAGAAUUUUCAUCAUUUUUUUUCUAUUUCUCAUUUCCAUUUCUUGCUUUUUGCUUUUUUCACCUUGUUCUUGGUUCUUUAAUCAUAACUGAAACCAUAAUGAUGAAAUUGGUGAAAUGAUUUGGUUAAAUGUAAAAUGCAACAAUCACACAAUCAACCAUCAUUAUACAUAUUAAAUAUCAAAAGUGAAUCUCUUUACAAGCUCACAUGGGUAACAUUGAAAAACAUGGAAAUCAUUAAUGUUUAUUCAUUUCUGAUUCUCGUUUAAUCCUCUUCUAAUAUAAUAAACAAGGAUUGAAAUAAUUUACGUAAAGAGAUGACAUUUGGUUGAUUAUAUUAAUUGUGAGAAGUAACUGUUUGCUGGUGAAAUUUUGAAUCAACUAGAUUCUUUGUUAUUUUGAUGAAUGUUCAACAGUUAAUCUCUACAUUAGAUUAAUCAAUUAUUUACCAUUAAAUGGAUUACACUCACAUAUUGGAUUAAUGUUAAUGGUGUUGAUUGUGGUGAUAAUCAGCGACAAGAUCAAGACAGAAGCAAUCAGAUGAUCAAAUGUAAUACUUGCUCAAAAUCAACAUAUCGUUUCAAUUGAAAUCAAAUUUGAUAAUUUAUAGAUUCUAGAUUAAUAGACAAUUUAUCUUAAAUUAUAACAUGCACCUUCAACAAUCUAAUCAGCGUCUUUCUUGACCAUCAACUUCAAACCUUUUUACUACAAUUCAUUUCACCAAUUCGGAAAAAUUUUGUUUCUUUUUUUGUGACCAACCACCGACAAUUUGCUAACUUUGAAAAAAAUUAAGUCUUCCAUGGUAUUUAAUACCGAUUAACUAAUUCAUCUUCAACCAUUAUGAUUUUCUCACUUUCCUAAUAAUUAAUAAUCACCAUCAUCAUGUCAACCCACCCAAAGAACACACAUUGAAACAUCAUCAUCAUCAACAGAGAUCUGAAAAAGUCAAUUAACAAGAGGAAACUUGUCUUUCUUUUUUCUCUUUUUUUCAUAACCAUGAUGAUUAAAACAAAUUGUCAUCAUUUCAUCAUUUUUUGUGUCUCUCCUCAUCUUAUGUACCAGUAAAUAUAAUUAAUAAACCUUCUUUUUCCUUUUCCAGAAGAUAUACA